This is a messenger RNA of Cryptotermes secundus, 3737 nucleotides long. It is a transcript of the gene haf, whose product is annotated as leucine-rich repeat and fibronectin type-III domain-containing protein 3. Gene Ontology annotation, molecular function: protein binding. The record is from RefSeq and is a predicted model, not a curated record. The transcript is spliced from 7 exons. Lineage: Eukaryota; Metazoa; Arthropoda; Insecta; Blattodea; Kalotermitidae. Bases 169 to 2970 code for a protein of 933 amino acids.
CAAGUGGUUGUAGUGAAGACCAAGUUGUAACCGGCAAGAAAGCCAAUCUGGCUGUCAGUUGUGUCAGUGCCUUAUACCCGAGCAGGUAGUACCUAUGUGUGCUUCUCAGAUGUGCGUGUGAGUGGCUGCAAAAUGCUGACGGCUCCGUAACCAUACGUCGCCUACACCAUGCGGAAGUGUCUUCCAAUGAAGGUUCAGACGAGAGUUUCAACAUGGCUGCUGGGUGUGAUGCUGCUUGUGGCCCACUCACUCGCAGCCCAAUGCCCUUGGCACCGAGACCUCAAGGAACUACAAUCUUCAUGCAUCUGCGCAUAUAACUUAGGCCAAGAACUUUCAGUGCAGUGUGAUAUGGUGGACUUCCCUCUCUUGCUCAGCGCGUUAGAUAGAUAUGCAAGAACUACUCCAUUAGACUUGCUUUAUGUGAACAAUAGCACAAUUGUUAAAAUAGAAGACGGUGCUUUUAAGAAUCUCAGACUUAAUAAUGUGCAGUUAUCCGGGUGCAAAAUUCGGAUUAUAGCACCGGGGGCAUUCCGUAGCCAGGAAGGUUCACUUAGGAACCUGAAUCUUCAAGACAAUCAACUGGAGCAAGUUCCUGUAGAAAGCCUCCGACUUCUAGCAAAUCUCACACUACUCGAUCUGUCCCGCAACCACAUCGGCACGGUGCCCGAUGAAGCCUUCGUCACACUCUCUAGCCUUUCGACACUAAAACUCUCGGAUAACAAUCUCACGUUAUCAGCACGGGCGUUCAGAGGGCUUGAAGGCUCACUCAAGAAUCUCAAUUUGAAAGGAACGAGACAAAAACGGGUACCGGAGGCAGUACGCGGACUAAAGACAUUAGCGUUUUUAGAUCUAGCUCAGAAUGGACUCCGAGAACUACCAGGUCCCGGUGGACGCCUUCUGGAAGAUCUCCAUUCCCUAACGGCCCUCAACCUGGAGCGUAACUUGAUCCAGAGCGUUGAUGCCGAUGCGUUCAAUGGGGUGAACGACACGCUCAGUUCGCUCAGUCUCCUCAACAACCUCUUGACGGACUUCCCGACGGCGGCCAUCAACAGCCUCACCGAGCUGCGGGUGCUUGACAUUGGUUUCAACUUGCUAACGGAGCUGCCGGGUGAUGCUUUCUUCGGAACGCCCUCACUAACACUGCUAGCACUGGAUGGCAACCCCUUGACUACCGUCCCAGAGUUAGCACUGGCCCAUCUUAACAUGACAUUAAGAGGAUUAAGUCUUGGAGGACGUUUUCUGCAUUGCGACUGCAGGCUACGGUGGGUGACAGAAUGGGUCAGAAGAAACGACUUACAGGUUACCAGUCGCGAACGGAAUCCCCAGUUCUGUGGUAGUCCUACAAGAUUAAAGGACCGAGGAUUCUACACUAUUCAGCCAGACGAACUUACAUGUGGAAUAGCCAACGACCUAGCGAAUACUGCCGCUAUUCAGAAUGAACCAGGAAAUAAGAAACCACCAAAAAGAGAGGAAGAAAUGGAGGAGGAAGAAGAAAAGCAUGCAGUAUUUGCGUCCCCAAUAUCACGCCUGAAGACCACAACACUCAAAUCUACUAGUACAACCAGCAGCACAACCACUGCAACCACAACUUUAACUUCAAUGACCACAGUUCAAACCACAACUACACAUGUACCGAGACCUGUGACCAUACCCAGCACAAUUAAAACCACACCCAAACCACCCACUGUGACAACACGAGGAACAACAUCUACCACCAGUACGACAACUACAUCAAGACCUACAACCACCACACGACGAGGGAAUGUGGUGGUGUCUAGAACUACUGUUCCUCCCUGGCGUGGAAACAGUAAUUCUCAGCAGAGGCCACCACUUGUCCUAGGUUUUCCAUCACACCCUGGCAAACAUGAAGAGGUUCAGGAAGUAAUGGUUCGCAAUGCCUACCGCCAGGAUAACUCAGUCAUCAUUCAAUGGGAUUCUGAGACUGCAAACAUACUUGGAUUCCGUGUUGUAUACAGAUUGUUUGGUGACAAGAGUUUUAAACAGGGACCUCCUCUUGAAGCAAGUGAGAGAGAAUUUAAGAUUAAAAAUGUGCCGGCUCAGGAAUGCAUUGUGGUAUGUGUGAUUUCCUUAGAAGACGUAGUUGUGACACCGGAAACUGUGCCAUAUAAUCAAUGUCGUGAGGUUCGCACAGUAACAUCCCCAUCCAGCAAUAUGGACAAGAUAACCAUUGCAGCAAGUGCUGCUAUCUGUGGGACUGUGGUAAUAGCAGUCAUCGUAUUUGUGGCUGCGAGUCGUCGCCGGUCUCGCAAACUUCACACAUUGGAACAACAUGAGUCUAAAAAUGGGAUUCCUGUGGGUGGGCUGCCAGUAACUUGUUGCUCAGGCAUGGGCCCAACUCCUAGUCCUGGAGGGCCACUGUCUUCACUUGCGACACUCAGUGCCUUCACGACACACAAAGAUUGGGAUCAGGUCUCCAUGUACAGUAACCGCAGUAUCCCAAGGCCUAGGGUGUACCAUAUGGACAGACAAGGUUCCAUCAACAUGGGAUGUAUUGCUGAUGACAUGCAUUCGCAUGCAUCUCACUUCAGCAGCAAAGGCGUUAAGACCAGGUCCAUAGCUGAUGGGCAAUCGCAACACAGUUUCUCAAACCAUUCUGGACGAUAUCUAUCAGGGAAAUCCUAUGCUGCUGGGCUUGUCAGCUCUCGACCAGAACUGCGACAAUCCCGGCAAUCACUCACAGCAACUUCUGAUCAUGUAUCUCGCAUGAAUUACCCUACCAGUCAUCAACACCAUCAACCAUCUGUAACCUCUUCUCGUCGACAACGUCCUCGGUCCCGCAGCAGGGAUCACCAAUCUGGACUACAAAGACCUGGCAGUCGCUACAGUACAGCUGGCUCCACCCACACUCUCAACAAUUACUGUGACACUUCAGACAAUUGGACUGAUCAUGAUAUGGACAUAUACAUGGCACGCAAUCCAACCACACGAGGAGGACUUGUUCCGCUGUGAAACUCUUGUUACUGUGAGAUGCCACAUGUAACAUAUCACAAAAUAGAAAGUUCAUUUUCAAAUGGUACAUGAACUGUACAAGAAGAUGUGCGUUUCUCACGGUUUCACAUGAAGUUUAUCGCACAAGAAGAUAUCUGCAUGAACAAGCUGAUAUGGGUAAUGAAUCAUGCCCAGUCAUGGCAGAAGCAGAGAGAAGGCAACAUAAUGAUAUAAGCUAAAGAAUGUAUAGUUAAAAUGUAGUCAAACACAGUGUGUAACAAAGAAAAUCUCCACCUUUAGGAACUUUCAGAAACCUGUACACAUGAAACAACCUGAGAACCACUACAUAAUAUUUCAUGAAAUUUGACGCUGAGGAGUUUCACUAAAAUCUCUUAACACAUUCCUGUUUUAGUUAAAAGUGGACAAAAAUAAUGGACACUCACAUGAAGACUGCACUCUUCUGCGUGUAUCCUUAGCAUAAUGUGUUUAAUAUUUAUUGAAAUGGAAGGUGUUUUGAACAAAAUUUGGAGAAUAAUUACAGUUUUUGAUAGAAUAAAGCAAAAAGACACUACGCAUAUAUUUCCAAAUUUGUAUAUUCAACAAUCAACAACGGCCUCCUAAACACGUCCAAAGAUUACAUUAGUGUCCUAUUUUCAGUGAUAACUAAACUGACCUUCCUCCCAUUUGAUUUCAUAGAUCUACGUGUAUGUGGAUACAUAUUUAAUUAAAAUAUAAUUGAUCAUGCUAGUGAAGUAUUAAUCUUGAUCAUAAUAGACCAUACUAUACAA